GGCUCGGGGCCUCUCGGCGAUCGCCCUGGGCGGGCCGGAGACGCCUCGGCCCCCUGGCGGCUCGGGGUCCACCCCGCGUCGCGGGCCCGCAGCUCUCCCUUGCCUCGCCUUUGCGCCUCUUCUUGCUCUGCCUCUCCAUUUAUUAUUAUUAUUUUUUUUUUCAAAUGGUGUAGCCGCCAGAGGUGCGGUGCUAAAUUCUUGGAAGGGGCCCGGAUGUACUGAGGAUGCAUUACAAUCUCACGAAAGGAGGCGGUAGUGGAAAGCAGCAGUUUUUGGUGUUUGGUGCAAUAAUGGGGAUCAGGUAAUCAGCCGAAGGGAGCAAGAAAUACUGCGGAUCCACGGCUUCCUCGAUUUGCGCGAAAGCCGCCGCCGGCCUCGGAGGAGGGAUUCAUCCAGACCCGCUCGCGGCUGUUGCUGCAUUUCUUCCUCUUUGUGGCUUCUCCUUUCCAAGCAGUUUUUGGCCAAUGGUCAAUGAAAACACGAGGAUGUACGUUCCGGAGGAAAACCACCAAGGUUCCAACUAUGGGAGCCCACGCCCCGCUCAUGCCAACAUGAAUGCCAAUGCAGCUGCAGGGCUCGCUCCCGAGCACAUCCCUACUCCAGGAGCAGCGCUGUCCUGGCAGGCAGCCAUCGAUGCCGCCCGGCAGGCCAAGCUAAUGGGCAGUGCUGGCAACGCAACCAUCUCUACUAUCAGUUCCACGCAGCGGAAGCGGCAGCAGUACGGGAAACCCAAGAAGCAGGGUGGCACAACUGCCACGCGGCCACCCCGUGCUCUGCUCUGCCUGACUCUGAAGAACCCCAUCCGGAGGGCAUGCAUAAGCAUCGUUGAAUGGAAACCAUUUGAAAUCAUUAUUUUGCUGACUAUUUUUGCCAAUUGUGUGGCCUUAGCGAUCUAUAUUCCCUUUCCAGAAGAUGACUCCAACGCCACCAACUCUAACCUGGAGCGAGUGGAAUAUCUCUUUCUCAUAAUUUUUACCGUGGAAGCAUUUUUAAAAGUAAUUGCCUAUGGACUUCUCUUUCACCCCAACGCUUACCUCCGCAAUGGUUGGAAUUUACUAGAUUUUAUAAUUGUGGUCGUAGGGCUUUUUAGUGCAAUUUUAGAACAAGCCACCAAAGCCGAUGGGGCCAAUGCGCUAGGAGGGAAAGGAGCUGGAUUCGAUGUGAAGGCGCUGAGGGCUUUCCGCGUGCUUCGUCCCCUGCGGCUGGUGUCUGGAGUCCCAAGUCUCCAGGUGGUCCUGAACUCCAUCAUCAAGGCCAUGGUGCCUCUGCUGCACAUUGCCCUCCUUGUGCUGUUCGUCAUCAUCAUUUAUGCCAUCAUCGGCCUGGAACUCUUCAUGGGGAAGAUGCACAAGACUUGCUACAACCAGGAAGGCAUAACAGAUGUUCCAGCGGAAGAGGACCCUUCCCCUUGUGCUUUGGAGACAGGCCAUGGGCGGCAGUGUCAGAACGGGACCGUGUGCAGGCCCGGGUGGGACGGGCCCAAGCAUGGCAUCACCAACUUCGACAACUUCGCCUUCGCCAUGCUGACGGUGUUUCAGUGCAUCACCAUGGAGGGCUGGACUGAUGUGCUGUACUGGAUGCAAGACGCUAUGGGCUAUGAGUUGCCCUGGGUGUAUUUUGUCAGUCUGGUCAUCUUUGGAUCCUUUUUCGUUCUAAAUCUGGUUCUCGGUGUUCUGAGCGGAGAGUUUUCCAAAGAGAGGGAGAAAGCCAAAGCUCGGGGUGAUUUCCAGAAGCUUCGAGAAAAGCAGCAGCUAGAAGAAGAUCUGAAAGGCUACCUGGAUUGGAUCACCCAAGCAGAAGACAUUGACCCUGAGAACGAGGAUGAGGGCAUGGAUGAAGACAAGCCCCGAAACAGAGGUGCCGCGGCGGGCUUGCUUGAUCAGAAGAAAGGGAAGUUUGCUUGGUUUAGUCACUCUACAGAGACCCAUGUGAGCAUGCCCACAAGUGAGACUGAGUCUGUCAACACUGAAAAUGUGGCUGGAGGUGACAUCGAGGGCGAAAACUGUGGAGCCAGGCUUGCCCACCGGAUCUCCAAAUCCAAGUUCAGCCGCUACUGGCGCAGGUGGAAUAGAUUCUGCAGAAGGAAGUGCCGCGCGGCAGUUAAGUCCAACGUCUUCUACUGGCUCGUGAUCUUCCUGGUGUUCCUCAACACGCUCACCAUUGCCUCUGAGCACUACAACCAGCCCCACUGGCUCACGGAAGUGCAAGACACAGCCAACAAGGCCCUCCUGGCUCUCUUCACUGCGGAAAUGCUCCUGAAGAUGUACAGCCUGGGGCUGCAGGCCUACUUUGUGUCCCUCUUCAACCGCUUCGACUGCUUCAUCGUGUGUGGGGGCAUCCUAGAGACCAUCCUGGUGGAGACCAAGAUCAUGUCUCCCUUGGGCAUCUCUGUGCUGAGAUGCGUGCGCCUGCUCAGGAUCUUCAAGAUCACCAGGUACUGGAACUCCUUGAGCAACCUCGUGGCGUCCUUGCUGAACUCAGUGCGCUCCAUCGCCUCCUUGCUGCUGCUCCUCUUCCUCUUCAUCAUCAUCUUCUCCCUCCUGGGGAUGCAGCUGUUUGGAGGGAAGUUCAACUUUGAUGAGAUGCAGACCCGCAGGAGCACCUUCGAUAACUUCCCUCAGUCACUGCUCACUGUGUUCCAGAUCCUGACCGGGGAGGACUGGAAUUCGGUGAUGUAUGAUGGGAUCAUGGCUUAUGGCGGCCCCUCUUUUCCAGGGAUGUUAGUCUGUAUUUACUUCAUCAUCCUCUUCAUCUGUGGAAAUUAUAUCCUACUGAAUGUGUUCUUGGCUAUUGCCGUGGACAACCUGGCUGAUGCCGAGAGCCUCACUUCCGCCCAAAAGGAAGAAGAAGAAGAGAAGGAGAGAAAGAAGCUGGCCAGGACUGCCAGCCCAGAGAAGAAACAGGAGGUGAUGGAGAAGCCGGCAGUGGAGGAGAGCAAAGAAGAGAAAAUUGAGCUGAAGUCCAUUACUGCAGAUGGAGAGUCUCCGCCCACUACAAAGAUCAACAUGGAUGACCUCCAGCCCAGUGAAAAUGAGGAUAAGAGCCCCCACUCCAACCCUGACACUGCAGGGGAAGAGGAUGAGGAGGAGCCGGAGAUGCCUGUGGGGCCACGCCCCCGGCCCCUGUCUGAGCUACACCUUAAGGAAAAGGCGGUGCCUAUGCCAGAAGCCAGUGCGUUUUUCAUCUUCAGCCCCAACAACAGGUUCCGCCUCCAGUGUCACCGCAUCGUCAACGACACGAUCUUCACCAACCUGAUCCUCUUCUUCAUUCUGCUCAGCAGCAUCUCUCUGGCUGCCGAGGACCCCGUGCAACACACCUCCUUCAGGAACCAUAUCCUAGGCAAUGCAGACUAUGUCUUCACUAGUAUCUUUACAUUAGAAAUUAUCCUUAAGAUGACUGCUUACGGGGCUUUCCUGCACAAGGGCUCUUUCUGCAGAAACUACUUCAAUAUCUUGGACCUGCUGGUGGUUAGCGUGUCCCUCAUCUCCUUUGGCAUCCAGUCCAGUGCAAUCAACGUUGUGAAGAUUUUACGAGUGCUGCGGGUCCUCAGGCCCCUGAGGGCCAUCAACAGGGCCAAGGGGCUAAAGCACGUGGUCCAGUGUGUGUUUGUGGCCAUCCGGACCAUUGGGAACAUUGUAAUUGUCACCACUCUGCUGCAGUUCAUGUUCGCCUGCAUUGGGGUCCAGCUCUUCAAGGGGAAGCUCUAUACCUGCUCGGAUAGCUCCAAACAGACGGAGGCAGAAUGCAAGGGUAACUACAUCACAUACAAAGAUGGAGAAGUUGACCACCCGAUUAUCCAGCCUCGAAGCUGGGAGAACAGCAAGUUUGACUUUGACAAUGUUCUGGCAGCCAUGAUGGCCCUCUUCACCGUCUCCACCUUUGAGGGGUGGCCAGAGCUGCUGUACCGUUCCAUCGACUCCCACACAGAAGACAAGGGCCCCAUCUACAACUACCGUGUGGAGAUCUCCAUCUUCUUCAUCAUCUACAUCAUCAUCAUUGCCUUCUUCAUGAUGAACAUCUUCGUGGGUUUCGUCAUUGUCACCUUCCAGGAGCAGGGGGAGCAAGAGUACAAGAACUGUGAGCUGGACAAGAACCAGAGACAAUGUGUGGAAUAUGCCCUCAAGGCCCGACCCUUGCGAAGGUACAUCCCCAAGAACCAGCACCAGUAUAAAGUGUGGUACGUGGUCAACUCUACCUACUUCGAGUAUCUGAUGUUCGUCCUUAUCCUGCUCAACACCAUCUGCCUGGCCAUGCAGCAUUAUGGCCAGAGCUGCCUCUUCAAAAUCGCCAUGAAUAUCCUCAACAUGCUGUUCACUGGCCUCUUCACAGUGGAGAUGAUCCUGAAGCUCAUUGCCUUCAAACCCAAGGGUUACUUUAGUGAUCCCUGGAAUGUUUUUGACUUCCUCAUCGUGAUUGGGAGCAUAAUUGAUGUCAUUCUCAGUGAGACUAAUCACUAUUUCUGUGAUGCAUGGAAUACAUUUGAUGCCUUGAUUGUUGUGGGUAGCAUUGUUGAUAUAGCAAUCACCGAGGUACACCCAGCUGAACAUACUCAAUGCUCUCCCUCUAUGAGCGCAGAGGAGAAUUCCCGCAUCUCCAUCACCUUCUUCCGCCUCUUCCGGGUCAUGCGCCUGGUGAAGCUGCUGAGCCGAGGGGAAGGCAUCCGGACCCUGCUGUGGACAUUCAUCAAAUCCUUCCAGGCCCUGCCCUAUGUGGCCCUUCUGAUCGUGAUGCUGUUCUUUAUCUAUGCAGUGAUUGGGAUGCAGGUGUUUGGAAAGAUCGCCCUGAAUGACACCACAGAGAUCAAUCGGAACAACAACUUCCAGACGUUUCCCCAGGCUGUGCUCCUGCUCUUCAGGUGUGCCACCGGGGAAGCCUGGCAGGAUAUCAUGCUGGCCUGUAUGCCGGGCAAGAAGUGUGCCCCCGAGUCCGAGCCCGGCAACAGCACAGAAGGGGAGACACCCUGUGGCAGCAGCUUCGCUGUCUUCUACUUCAUCAGCUUCUACAUGCUCUGUGCCUUCCUGAUCAUCAACCUCUUUGUAGCUGUUAUCAUGGACAACUUUGACUACCUGACAAGGGACUGGUCUAUCCUUGGUCCCCACCAUCUGGAUGAAUUCAAAAGAAUCUGGGCCGAGUAUGACCCCGAAGCCAAGGGUCGGAUCAAACACUUGGAUGUAGUGACCCUCCUCCGUCGAAUUCAGCCCCCCUUGGGUUUUGGGAAGCUGUGUCCACACCGCGUGGCCUGCAAACGCCUGGUGUCCAUGAACAUGCCUCUGAACAGCGAUGGGACAGUCAUGUUCAAUGCUACCCUGUUUGCCCUGGUCAGGACAGCCCUGAGGAUCAAAACAGAAGGAAACCUAGAACAAGCCAAUGAGGAGCUGCGGGCCAUCAUUAAGAAAAUCUGGAAGAGGACCAGCAUGAAGCUGUUGGACCAGGUGGUGCCCCCUGCAGGUGAUGACGAGGUCACAGUUGGCAAGUUCUAUGCCACCUUCCUUAUCCAAGAGUACUUCCGAAAAUUCAAGAAGAGAAAAGAGCAGGGGCUGGUGGGCAAGCCUUCUCAGAGGAAUGCACUGUCCCUGCAGGCUGGCUUGCGCACAUUGCAUGACAUUGGGCCUGAGAUCCGACGGGCCAUCUCUGGGGAUCUCACCGCUGAGGAAGAGUUGGACAAGGCUAUGAAGGAGGCUGUGUCCGCUGCCUCUGAAGACGACAUCUUCAGGAGGGCUGGAGGCCUGUUUGGCAACCACGUCAGCUACUAUCAGAGCGACAGCAGGAGCAACUUUCCCCAGACCUUCACGACCCAGCGCCCGCUGCACAUCAACAAGACGGGAAACAGCCAGGGCGACACGGAGUCGCCAUCCCAUGAGAAACUGGUGGACUCCACUUUCACCCCCAGCAGCUACUCAUCCACAGGCUCCAAUGCCAACAUCAACAACGCCAACAACACUGCCCUGGGUCGCUUCCCCCACCCCACUGGCUACUCCAGCACGGUCAGCACUGUGGAGGGCCAUGGGCCGCCCUUGUCCCCUGCUGUCCGGGUACAGGAGGCAGCUUGGAAGCUCAGCUCUAAGAGGUGCCACUCCCGAGAGAGCCAGGGGGCCUCGGUGAGUCAAGAGAUGUUCCCCGAUGAGACCUGCAGCGUGAGGAUGAGUGAGGACGCAGAGUACUGCAGUGAGCCCAGCCUGCUCGCCACAGAUAUUCUUUCCUACCAGGAUGAUGAAAACCGGCAGCUGACGUCCCCAGAGGAGGACAAGAGGGAGAUGCAGCAGUCUCCGAAGAGGAGUUUCCUCCGCUCCGCCUCUCUAGGUCGAAGGGCCUCCUUCCAUCUGGAAUGUCUGAAGCGACAAAAGGACCAAGGGGGAGACAUCUCUCAGAAGACAGCCUUGCCCUUGCAUCUGGUUCACCAUCAGGCAUUGGCAGUGGCAGGUUUGAGCCCGCUCCUGCAGAGAAGCCAUCCUCCUACCAAGUUCCCCAGGCCAUGUCCCACACCUCCUGUCACUCCAGGCAGCAGGGGCAGGCCUCUCCAGCCUAUCCCCACCCUACGGCUGGAGGGGGCUGAGUCCAGCGAGAAACUCAACAGCAGCUUCCCGUCCAUCCACUGCAGCUCCUGGUCUGAUGAGACCACUGCCUGUAGUGGUGGCAGCAGCAUGGCCCGGAGAGCCCGGCCGGUCUCCCUCACUGUGCCCAGCCCAGCUGGAGCUCCAGGGAGACAGUUCCAUGGCAGCGCCAGCAGCCUGGUGGAAGCGGUCUUGAUUUCAGAAGGAUUGGGACAGUUUGCUCAAGAUCCCAAGUUCAUCGAGGUCACCACCCAGGAGCUGGCUGACGCCUGUGACAUGACAAUAGAGGAGAUGGAGAACGCGGCAGACAACAUCCUCAGUGGGGGCGCCCAGCAGAGCCCCAACGGCACCCUCUUACCUUUUGUGAACUGCAGGGACCCAGGGCAGGACAGGGCUGUGGUCCCUGAGGACGAAAGCUGCGCAUAUGCCCUGGGGCGAGGCCGGAGCGAGGAGGCGCUCCCGGACAGCAGGGCCUACGUCAGCAACCUGUAGUCCGCAGGACUGACCAGACGCGGGUGUUUUUUAUUCGUUUCAAUGUUCCUAAUGGGUUCGUUUCAGAAGUGCCUCACUGUUCUCGUGACCUGGAGGUAACCGGAACAGCGUCUUCAUUCACUGCUGUCGGGACAAGCCUCAGAGCUGGGCGGUGUGCGGAGUCGGCUUGUCAGGGGAGAUGGCCAAGGCCGUGGUGCAGGACUCCAGCACCUUCCCGCGGCAGCACCGCCCAAAGGACCCCACCCCCCUAACCAAAAGGGUGUUUUCCCCUUGCUUGUAUAAACAGUCAUUUGCACAUGUUCUGUCUGAGCCUGGCGGUCUCAAUGGAGCAGAGACCCAGAGAUCUAUGGCGGGAGUAGGCCAGUGCCCCAAGUAGGGGAAGUGGCUGUGAGGUUCCAGUAAUGCAGGUUUGGUCCCUUCAGGGACCCGUCCCCUGCAGGAGUAGACGCAGGUGACCAGAGCUGGUGCACACCGCACCACCGCCCUCAGCUAGCCAGGCCAGGGGGCGCAGGCUGCUGCUCGGUGAUCUUGGUUUCACGGUUUGAUGGUUCUUGUUAGCAUGUUUCGGUUUUCUGAGUUUGGGUUUCUUUAUUAUUUUGUAUUUGUUGUGCUUUCCCACGGGGAAGGGAGGAAGAAGAGCGUUUACAGUUGCGCAGCCUCACUCACCGUUUCCACAUUUGCGUUAUUUAAGUCGGAUUUGGUUUUAUUAUAUUCUUCAAAUGGUGCGGUUUCCCCCAACCCUCUUUUUCCACCCAUGGAGCCGAGGGCUCAAUAGCACCACAGGAAAGUUUACCUGCUCUGUGUAUGCCCAGUAAUUUGUUAUAAUUUCCUUAAGUAACAGCACCUUCCUCCCCCUUUCUUUCCGGUUUGGUUGACAGUCACAAUCUGCAGGUAACAGGGCUGUUAGAUAAGGUGUUGUGUGCCUGAGCGGUUGAACUGGGCUCCUUUCUAAGCUGGGUGUAUGGACAGGUUCAAGAGAGAGGAUGUAUGAGCAUCUGUGUGUCACAUGUGUGUCCAUAGUGGGUUGUGUGUGUGUGUUUGUGUGUGUGUGCGCACCCUCUCCACCCCGUCCUCCCCACCCCGCACAAAAGUCCAUAGAUCCCCGUUCCGGUUUGACUGCAGGGAGUUCUGAAUCUGGGGCUAUUCGAAAGCAAAAACAAAUCACUGUCUCCGCUUCUGCUUCUGAAACGAGAAUCGGUAACUGCAUUUCCUGUCCCACGAGAUAUGCAAAAGCAAUGCAAUAAUAUCCAUUUUAAAAUACGAUUGUGAGUUGUGUCGGCAUUAAAAUUCUAUUUUAAAAAACACAAAAUUUAAGGGAAAAAACUCAAGAAGACAUUUUGCUUCGAUAUAUUCUGUGUAAUGUUUUAUUGCAUUGAUAAUGUUUCUGUUGAAGAAACUGUUAUACUUGAAUUCAGGUCAGUUUCAGUAUUUUUCAAAUAUUUUUUUAAAAACUGAAUUGCAAUUGUGCCAAGCAAAUAUAAUGACUUAAGUUUGUUUUAAAAUUCACUUCUUGUAUAUUUUGCUGCAUGUAAAGUAAAUCAUUUUGUAUUUGGAGUGUGACAAGCUUUCCCUUUGAACUCAUAAGUGCUUUUUCUACCUGCGGUUGGGGAGGAGAUGGUUUUCUUUCAUUUGCAAAGUGAACAAAGGUGUCCCCGGUGUCAGUCCUCACUCUGCUCUCCGUGGGAAGGUCUGGGAGGUACCUUUUUGCAUAUCUUGUGUCUUGUUUCCAUUCCCCUCAAUCUUUCCAAAAACCGUGUGGUAAGACAGUCCGUGCCACAUCUUGCUUUGCAAGAUCAGGCAUGUUUCAUCCAGCUCUUCACUUGCUGCCUUCUCUGUGGAUACUUGUUCAGGAUGCUCCUCUGGAGAGAUGGCUGACUUUGUCAAGCACUCCCACAGCCCACAUCUUAACUGAGAGGAUGAGGUGACAAUCAGGCUGGGGCAGAGGUAGGACAGAUUCUUCUUGGACCCAUGAUCUGCCCAAACAUGGAUAGCCAUAGCCGUGGCUAGAUAAAGGUGACUGGGUAGGCCUGUGAUCCUUCUAGAAACUAUAUCCUUUGCUUCCACCAAAGCAGGAAGGCGGAAAAGCAAGGGAUCUUGAUGAAGGCGAGGACAUCGGGAUCUCAUAGGGAUGGAAGGAACAGAUUAUGUGGACUUUUAUUUAGGCUCCUCUGUGUCUGCCUUCAGAAACCAUUACAAUUGUACCAGGUCCUUCAGUUGUGUCUUAACAAGAAUGGUUGAAAAGGAGGGGCUCUGGGGAAAAUAAGACUCAACCAUUCACCCAGAAUUUACCUACGUACAGGAUAUCUUCUGGUCCCAGGGUCCUUCCAGCCUAUUUGGGGAAUUAUGUGAGAAUCUGCUAGAAAUUCAGCAAGGUUGUUCCUCGGUGAAAAUGCUCUCGUGGGCUAUUUCAUGAAAAUGCAGAGAGAGGCAGUGUUCACAGGUUAACCAGAGUCUAGAAACAGCAUUUCUCCUUGAAUUCCCGUGCACCUCGACCCAGCGUGUAUGUAUCCUAUUCAGUACCAUAAGGGCUUCUAGAUAUAAGGAUUAGACGGCAUCCUUUGUCUUGUUUCCGAGUCUGUUGAUGUGCCUAGAGUGACGAUGGAGAGGUGAGCCCUCUGAUUGGCUGUCUGGUUCUGGCACGCAUCUGACCCCUAGGGAAAUGUGGUGUUUUGAUUGCUCUUACCCACAGACAUGCCUAGGCUGCAUACUCUCUCCCCAUGCUGCCUUGACUGCCUGUAGAAGCUUUGAUCUGCAUUGCCAGUCUUCUGACAAAUGACACAAGGUACAGGCCAAGCUUCUGCAGCCCCUGCCAGGACUCUGCCCAGGGUGGCUCCCCAACUCCCCCGCCCCUCACCAGUCAUACCCACAGGCUGCCUUCUCCUCUAUGGCCAAGAAGACCAGAGUAGCCUUUCACGCAUACACUGCGUCCUGCAAGAGUGGCACCAUCAGAGACAAUGGGCCUCUGCCUUUUAUUGUUAGGAGGAAAGAAGGUUCAGUGGACAGUGGGGCUUUCAUGCUUGGCGUCAUGACCACCUACAUAAGACUAAUGCAUGCUGCCUGUGGCCAGGACAGAGGGGACAGUGAGUAGGAGAGCCACUGAACAGUACGCCAGACUGUCUCCUCCCCGCCCACCAUGGAGCUUUCCCAGUGACUCUUCUAAAUGGAACUGCAGGCCUUCUGCAAUCCCGGUAGCCCCUAGAUGGCAGGGAAUUAGCCCACAGCUGGGGACCAAAGGGACCAGAAGGAGCGAAGGGCUUGUACUUUCAUCUCCAUGAUUAGCUGUCUCUUUUCUUUACGCUCUGUUCAUGUAUGUGGUCAUUUUAUACAGACAGAGUCCUGUUGGUUCCUUUCUGCCUAGUCCUAGAAGGUUCUUCAUAUUUUCAGGUUAAAAGAGAGAGACUUUCCUAGUCCUUGUUUGAUUUGUAAAUGUCUUCCCUCUUAAGCGGUGGUUUUCACCGUAACCUGAUGAAUCCAAGGCCCAACUCUGUCAUUUACCUUCCCCUGGUACCAGACACCCUAACAGAAUGCAGUAGGCAGCCCUUCCUUUGCCAACAUCAGCACGUUUUUGAGAACAUGCUGGAAGUCAGUAGAAGGAAAGUAGCUGCUGUCCAGAGGCCAGGAGAUACACUCCACUGCUCCUAAAGGCAAGCCAAGAGAUCAAGGACCUAGAUCAAGCAUGGAGUCGAAUCUGAUAAUCAGGGCUUUUAGCCUUCUUAUCCCACAUUUCAAAUGUCACCAAGGGGAAGGACCUUCCAUCCUGGGACCUUGAGUGACUGAAAUGUCCUCAUUCAGGAGCUAGAAACAAUUGACCUGAGGAAGGAUCGUCUAGCUUUCAGAAGAGCUACUCAGAGCCCAGGCUGUAAGCAUCCUGGUUGAUUCUGUCUUCAACAAAGCUCUGGCUCGGAAGCAGGCAUCAGCACAGAGAGAGUUAGAGGGGAGUGAGGGCGAGGAAAGGGUGCGUCCCGACCCCAUCCGUGUCACCUCAUCUUAUGGAAAGCCCUAGAAAAGGCCGAUGGCUCCAUAAUCUGCUUUGGAAGCUGUGAAAAAUGAGUUCCUACCCUGAGUGUUUUUCCAGCUAAAUCAACCUAGCUAGAGAUAUAUACGGUCCCUACCUGACCAUGUGAGGCCCCUCCGCCAUACCUCGCCAAAGAGUUUGCCAAUGGGAAAGUGGUUGGGGGAACUUGGGUCUCCCUCACCAAAGCCCAUGUUCUACAGCAGCUGCCAUGGUAGAGGUGUCCUAGAAGGUUGUGGGCGGGGAGGGGGAAGCACCCUAUCUAUGACGUCAGUAACAGGGACCUUCCCUUCCUUUAGCAUUUACUCCUCUUCCUCCUCCCCUUCCUCCUCCUCCUCUGCAAGCCCAGUGAAGGGAACACAGAGGCGAAAGGAACCAUUUGCAGAUUCUUACAGUGUUUCUUAGGCCAUAGCCUUUCACCUUGUUAGGGAGACAGUUGAAACACACCACACACACACACACACACACACACACACACACACACACACACAAAACACCCUGAAGCACACACACACACACUCACUCACAUCCUAAAGCACAAGUGCUGAGGUGUUGGCCACGUGGUAGGCAUGUUCAACCUGUUCAGUCUGUAGCUCUAUGUCCCAGAACAGCUAUGGAUGCACUCAGUGCAUGUGUAGGUGAUAUCCUAUUAUAACAGAAAAGCACAGAACACCUUUGAAGGGGAACGUGUGGAAGAAACUAGAACAGUUUCCAUGGGUGGAAAUGGUGACCAUUUGUUCAUCUACAGUGAGGAAGAGCUACCACUCUUUUCCUCCUUUUCCUCCAGCCAUCUUAAGAGAUUUGAUUCGUAUAGUACAUGAUAAAGGCCUGGCCUUCCUGGUAUGUGAGGAAGACCAGGUACCAUCUCUGAAAGGAAGUUGGAGUAUGUAGCUGGAUAUAUCAAGCAUUGCAAAUCAAUUCAAUACUGACAGUAAAGUCGGAAUUGAGAUUUUUUUUCCUAUUAUGUUUCUUCUAGGUCUCUGCUAGCAAUAAGGAAGGCAAGGCCAGAAAAUGCAAUGAAAAUAUGAAAUGUCAUAUCACCAGAGUCAACCCGUCUCAGAUGUGUAACCCCCUCAUCCCCAUGGGAAAUCGUAUGCACCCCAGUUUCCCAGAAUCUAAAUAAAUGAAUGUAUAAAGGUUACAGACCAGGUGACGUGCCACUUCCUCCAGUGUAAAUGAGUCCAGUUCAUGCAAAUUUGCCACCUAAAACUUGCCUGAUGCUUCCCUCAGCAGGGUCAUUACACAGACGGUUUGGAGGAAACAGAGGCUAUAGGGAAUUGGAGGGUAGUUUCUUUUUUCUUUUCCUUUUUUGGGGAGCAGUGUGGAGGUACUGGGGGUUGAGCCAAGGGCCUUCCUUGUGCAUGCUGGGCAAGCACUUUAGCUUCUAUGUUGCCUCCUAAGACUUCCCAGCAUGGAGAACCACACCAAAGUUAAAAACAGGGGAGAACCCUUGGGAAUUGAGGACAGGUGAUUUGUAAGCAAGCAGUCCCCGCAGAGGGCCCCUUAGAAGGCAUCACCGGGACUGCAGGCUAUGUAUGGGUCCCUUUCUGUGCCCCACCCAGCACACAUCCACACCUGCAUCCCAUCCCCCAGACUUGAAAUCCCCCUCUCAGCCUUCCCGCCAGACCAUGCACCCGUCUACCCUGCCCAUCUCGGGCGUGAGCUGCUUGCUUGCCGGCCCGAACAGCCUGUGUGGCAGGAAAACCGCUGGGUUUACACAUAUCUGUGACUAUAGCAGUUAAGAGCAACCUGCGGGGAAAGAAGCCAUUGGGAAAUAGAUCCCAGGAGUGAACGCUGCCUCUCCCAUAGUACUGCAAUUCUACUUUGAUCUGCCAGUGUUGCUAAGGAAGACUUCCUCCAUGUCAGGGGUCCACAUCACGCUGCGCCCAUCCCCCACGCGCCAUGUGUCUACUCAGUUCACUUCAUGUCCCUGAGAAAACCUGUGUCAUGUGCCGUGCCUGUUCCCAGAGAGGCACGGAAAGAUGAACAGGAUUCUGUGUCGCUCAUACACACCUGCACAUCCCAUGCCUGCCCCUCCAGACUCCACGACACCACAGUCCAACUGUUGUAAAUAUUGUACAGUUUGUGAUCAUCCAAUAAUCCUGUUGUCAAAGGCCCUGCCUGCUGCGCCUUCUCCCCCUCGAGCGAGGCCAGGGAAACCUUCAAGGAGAGCUUCAGGGUCCAUCUCUGUGUGAGACGUUACUGUAUAUUCCUGUAAGAUUGCAUUUUUAUCUAAGGAAUGAUGUUAUUUAAAAAACAAACAAAAACGCAAAAAAGAAUUGCAAAUAAAUUUCUUAAUAAU
Molecule: messenger RNA, 13357 nt
Organism: Microtus ochrogaster (prairie vole)
Lineage: Eukaryota; Metazoa; Chordata; Mammalia; Rodentia; Cricetidae
Gene: Cacna1c
Product: calcium voltage-gated channel subunit alpha1 C
Exons: 49
Coding region: 465-7043 (2192 amino acids)
Biological process (GO): calcium ion import across plasma membrane
Cellular component (GO): membrane; voltage-gated calcium channel complex
Molecular function (GO): high voltage-gated calcium channel activity
Source: RefSeq, a predicted model, not a curated record